CACCAUACACGUGAUAUGCAGGUGCAACGUAUCUGGACAUUCUACCUUGACGAGAUUAAAGGCCUCCCCUCUCUUCCCAAAUCGAAGACUUCUACUUUACCACAAUAUUAUUGCUCUCAGCAUUUUCGGAGGAGAUUAACCUGGAAUUUCCCAUCUUUCCCUCCGGCCAUGUCCACCGACGAAGAGCUCGUUCCCAAUCACCAUGACGCCACUCAGAAGACCCAGCAGCCUUUGCAGGUUGCAAAGCGCUUGGAGAAGUUCAAAACAACAAUCUUCACCCAAAUGAGUAUGCUUGCCAACAAACAUGGGGCCAUAAACCUUGGUCAGGGAUUUCCCAACUUCGAUGGCCCAGAUUUUGUAAAGGAAGCUGCAAUUCAGGCCAUAAGGGAUGGGAAAAAUCAGUACGCCCGAGGUUCUGGAGUUCCUGACCUGAACUUGGCCAUUGCAAAUAGAUUUAAGAAAGAUACUGGGCUCACAGUGGACCCUGAGAGGGAAGUUACUGUUACCACUGGAUGCACAGAAGCAAUUGCCGCAACCAUGCUGGGAUUAAUAAAUCCCGGGGAUGAGGUUGUCCUGUUUGCUCCUUUUUAUGAUUCUUAUGAGGCCACACUUUCCAUGGCUGGUGCCAAAAUAAAAUGCAUCACUUUGCACCCUCCGGACUUUGCUGUCCUUGUUGAAGAACUGAGGUCUACCAUCUCAAAAAGUACUCGUGCCAUUCUCAUAAAUACACCUCACAACCCAACUGGAAAAAUGUUCACACAAGAGGAGCUCAAUGCUAUAGCAUCUCUAUGCAUUGAGAACGAUGUUCUGGCUUUUGCUGAUGAAGUUUAUGAUAAGUUAUCUUUUGAUAUGGAUCACACUUCCAUAGCUUCUCUUCCUGGAAUGUUCGAAAGGACUGUUACUAUGAAUUCUUUGGGAAAGACAUUCUCGUUAACAGGGUGGAAGGUCGGAUGGGCUAUAGCACCCCCACACUUGACAUGGGGUCUGCGACAAGCACACUCUUUCCUCACGUUUGCCACCUGCACUCCCAUGCAGUGGGCAAGUGCAGUGGCUCUUCGAGCGCCAGAUUCUUACUUCGUGGAACUCAAGAGGGAUUAUAUGGCAAAGAGGGAGAUUUUGGUGGAAGGAUUGAAGGCUGUUGGUUUUAAGGUGUUCCCAUCCAGUGGAACUUACUUUGUUGUAGUGGAUCACACACCUUUUGGACUAGAAAAUGAUGUCCAAUUUUGUGAAUAUCUAAUUAAGGAGGUGGGAGUGGUGGCAAUUCCUACCAGUGUAUUUUACUUGAAUCCGGAGGAGGGAAAGAAUCUGGUCAGAUUUACUUUCUGCAAGGAUGAAGACACUUUAAGGGCUGCAGUUGAAAGAAUGAAAGGAAGACUGAAAAGAAAAUGAUGCAGAUAAGUCAUGGGAUGGAUGUUUAUGUUGCAGCACGGAAAAUAUUGUGUCAGGGGCAGUUUUCUCCUCUGGGAGCCUUUAUAGUAGGAUAGUAGUAACUUCUGUAGGCUUGAAGUGAGAACCAGCAGAUGCUCAGGAGUCCUAGUGAUUAUUAUCAAGUGCUUUUCAUAAUUCCUCGCAUUUUAUCGAGAAAGAUACCCCUGCUCCCUAGCAUCUUAUUUCUUGCUGGUGACAAAUGAAGGAUAGGAAUGAUAUAUAUAAUAAUCAAUAAUAACCAGGAUCAUGAAUUCAUGAGGAGGAAUCACGAACUCUUUUCAGUUAAGGUUCAAGUUUCUUCUUGUUGACAGUUA
Messenger RNA from Prosopis cineraria, 1742 nucleotides. RefSeq lists its product as uncharacterized. The coding region runs from base 16 to 1389 and encodes 457 amino acids. Gene Ontology annotation, cellular component: cytoplasm. Gene Ontology annotation, molecular function: L-kynurenine:2-oxoglutarate transaminase activity; pyridoxal phosphate binding. The transcript is spliced from 2 exons. Lineage: Eukaryota; Viridiplantae; Streptophyta; Magnoliopsida; Fabales; Fabaceae. The record is from RefSeq and is a predicted model, not a curated record. Gene Ontology annotation, biological process: biosynthetic process.